CGGGCACGCGGCGUCGGCGCGAACCCGAAUAUGGCAGUAACCCAAUGAAAUUCAUUCUUCGCGGAUCCCGAUGUCAUGGGCACGGCGUUUGCUGCCGUCGAGGACGGGCCCCAUAUAUGUAGCUCCUGGAGCGUCGGUGGGGCAACCUCCCUCCCUCCCUUCGUUCCUUCCCCCCUCUCUUUGGCGUGGAGGCGAGCUCUCCUCGGUCCGGCCGUUCCCUGUCGUUGUCGUCGUGUGCCCUUGUCGCGUCUGGAAUGUCUGGUGGAGACGAUUUGAUACCUUCCUUCAAUAUCUCGCUGUCGCAAGCCCGACAUCAGCCGCUCCCUCUCUCUUCCGUCCAGAAGUCGACCAUCAAAGAACGCAAACAGUUGUAUGCAUACACAAUUUCUCCUUUGGCACUCCAUUAUACGAUAUUUGAGGCAGACGAGCAUGAAGCCGAAGACUCUUCCCUGAGAUCCAUACCGCCCACGCAGGAGCGAUGUGGCAGCGAAAAUACUGCGGAGAGCUCGCCCUCUGAGAAUGGAAGUCAGGAAACACCCCGAUCCAAGGUUUCCGCUAAAAAAGUCCUCCGUAACAUCACGGCUAGAUGCCGCAAUGGUAUCCGCUGGCCCCCGAGUCGAAGAAACCCAGGUUCCGCUACGCAUGCUGCGAAUUGACUUCAACACUACACUCCCUACAGUAAUUAAUCCCAUUUUUAAUAUUUGACGCUGCUUUAUUGUACCACAUAAGUAUAAUACACUUUCCGCAAAAU
Messenger RNA from Punctularia strigosozonata HHB-11173 SS5, 751 nucleotides. RefSeq lists its product as uncharacterized. The record is from RefSeq and is a predicted model, not a curated record. The transcript has 4 exons. NCBI's taxonomy places the organism in Eukaryota, Fungi, Basidiomycota, Agaricomycetes, Corticiales, Punctulariaceae. The coding region runs from base 255 to 656 and encodes 133 amino acids.